UUAUGUGUAUUCCAAACCUUCUUCAUCCGCUCUCCUCCAAAACGCAAUCGGCUUCCUCGACUUUGGUCCGGCGGAGGGAAAAUGAAGAGGGCAGAUCGCGACCUUCCUCCCAAAUCCUUUUCUUGAUCCUCUUUUGUUUUUCUCAAUCCUUCUCAAUGCAUGUUCAUCCAGUUUCUCUAAAGAUGUCAUGUUCUUGAAACAAUUGUUCUGUCAGGAUGUGGAAGAUGGCCUCGAAUGCCAUUGCUGGCAUUCGAUCCAAGAAAAACUCAGCUGUUUCGAAGCAAGUUUUCUGGGAGUGCUCGGAUGACGACGAGGUAUGCUCAGAAGGUAGUAGAGAUGAAGAACUGGAAUGCCCGAUAUGCUGGGAAUCCUUUAACAUUGUGGAGAACAUACCUUAUGUCUUAUGGUGUGGUCAUUCACUAUGCAAAAACUGUGUAUUAGGCCUUCAAGGGUGUGUGUUGAAAGUAGCAUCGUGUCAAAUCCGAGUCCCGAUCUUCAUCUUCUGUCCUUGGUGCCAUCAGCUGUCGCUAAGGGUCGUGUACAAGGGGAACCUGAAGUUCCCCAGCAAGAACUUCAUUCUUCUUUGGAUGGUUGAGAGCUUCAAUUGUAAUGAGGGAAAACUCGAACAUUCCUUCAAUGGGGAUAAUCAACCAGUUUUUUCUCGGACUUCAGAAACCGAUACAGCGUCUGCGAGGCUACCUGGAAUAGGGAGGCAGCGAUGGCGGUUGUUUCUCCAUAAACACUUGGAUUACGCCGUCCAUUUAAUCUUCAAGUUUCUACUGGUUGUCAUAUUUGUUGUGAUUGUCAUUUUUGUAAUCCCUGGAAGUGCACUCAUCUUGCUGCUAUACCUGCUAAUCACUCUACUGUUUGCAUUGCCAUCUUUGUUCAUAUUUUACCUUGCACUCCAUGCUCUGGAAAAGCUUAUGAGUGAUAUAACUUCAUGAAAUGUCUUGUUUAACAUCUUUUUGUGUACUGCUUUUCUUAAUUCUUCUGACUUUGAACAACCAACCAAUCUGGAGUUCUAUAUUUUGAAGAUCUUUGGUUGGUUUGAUUGAAUGAAGCUUUGGGCCCAA
This is a messenger RNA of Cucurbita pepo subsp. pepo (vegetable marrow), 1073 nucleotides long. RefSeq lists its product as uncharacterized. Lineage: Eukaryota; Viridiplantae; Streptophyta; Magnoliopsida; Cucurbitales; Cucurbitaceae. The record is from RefSeq and is a predicted model, not a curated record.